GGGGGGGCUUAUGCGAGAUAACGACACAUGAACUUCUCGCCGCUUCGUGAGCCGCCGCAAAUGUCUGCCUGCCCACCAGUUGGUCCGCUCGCCGAACCCCCCGGGUUGGAUGAAUGGUUUCGUCUAAUUAAACAUUGGCGGAGAGGGGUGAUGUUGGAUAUGCGAGACCAACGAAAAUGCAGGCAGUAGCCGCCACACGCACGAUUAACGGUCGUCCGACAUCACGCCCACCCAACGCUCGAAGUGUCAGAAGUCCAGACUCGGAGCUAUUGUGGAUUGCCCUGUCCCGCCCCAAACCUUUCCCCCACGAGGCUCGACAGCCUGAUCCGAUCCACAGACACUGGGAACCCACGAGGCGCCCCGGGAAGGGCUAUUCGGGCAACGACCGCAGCCUCCUUGGGGUGAACGUGAGCGAAGACGAUGUCUGGUUCGCAGGAAAAGAUGGCUUUCUGCUUAUCUAUGGAGCGCGCGGUUGCGCGGGAGCGGAGGCUUUGCGGAGCGGACGAACCCAACCAGAAGGAGCUGGUUCACACUACCCUGUCAUCGCGUGGGGUGGCCCUCAACCCGCUGGCCUUUGCCAAGCAUCCGGGGCCCAUCCGUACCGUGGAAUUGGGGGACCCUGAAUGCUUCGAGAAAAAAAAGAUUUUUUUUUCUCCCCCAUCUUAGGAGCGGCCACGGCAAGCGUACCGGCUCUAUUUCCGUGCUCCGAAAGGGACGCUUAUGUUGUCGAAUGCUAGUUAUAACGGCACACCGGCCAUGGUUGGUGAUGACAGACGCCAAUGCCGUAAUACACACGACUAUCUGAUUCCCGGUGGCACCUUUUUGCCAUCUUACGGAUUUGUGUGUCCGCUUAGCACAGGCAGUCGAGAUACCGUUUGUGAA
Colletotrichum graminicola M1.001 is the source of this 882-nucleotide messenger RNA. RefSeq lists its product as uncharacterized. NCBI's taxonomy places the organism in Eukaryota, Fungi, Ascomycota, Sordariomycetes, Glomerellales, Glomerellaceae. The transcript has a single exon. The record is from RefSeq and is a predicted model, not a curated record. Bases 177 to 623 code for a protein of 148 amino acids.